UCUGAUCUGUUUUAUGUCAAACUGGUUCUGGUGUGCUGGAUUUAUGACUGAUGGCCUCUAUGUGAAGCACGAGGAGUCAUCAUGACAGACUUUUGGUUGAUUUCUGUCCCACUGGACAAGACCAGCUUAACCAGCGUGGAGAAACUGAAGCGCACCAUUACUAAAACCCACCUGGGCUCAUGCUGGAGGUUCUCCAUCCCAGAUCUGAAGGUGGGAAUUCUGGACAGUCUGGUCAGAGUGUCAGAUGAUCUGUCAAAACUCGACACGCUGACUGAAAGUUUGAUCAAAAAAACCUGCCAGUGCUUGAAGGAGGUGAUGGAGCCAACGGGGGACAAAGUUCAGGAACACGACUUAACCAACGGAGACCACAGGAUGAAUCAAAAGAGUGCAGCUCUGUCACCACUAAAAACUUACCUUGCAUCUCUGAGAGUGGACCUGAUGAACCGGGUCACCAAAUUUCAGUGGGACAAAGCCAAGUAUCCCACAGCUCUGCCGCUCUCCACCCUGACAGAUAUCAUCAACAAGGAAAUAUCACAGGUGGAGACUGAGCUUAGAUCCCGAGCGACAGCCUACAACAGCCUAAAAGCCUCCUUGCAAAGCCUUGAACUCAAUCUAAAUGGAAAUUUGCAAACUCGCAGUCUGAAUGAUGUUUUGAGGAAAGACGACCUGGUUGUCUCUGAGUAUCUAACAACUCUGUUGGUGGUGGUGAGCAGAGAAAAAUAUCUGCAGUGGGAGAAAAGCUAUGAAUCCCUGUCAGAGUUUGUGGUUCCACGGUCGAGCAGGAAGAUUUUUGAGGACGGAGACGGGGGAAUCUUUACGGUGACGCUUUUCAAGCGAGCUGUGUGUAAAUUCAAAGCCAAAGCUCAGGAGAGCAAGUUCAUUGUGCGGGACUACAGCUUUGAUGUGGAGGAGAGGAAGCAACAGGAGAUCAUGAAGCUCACUGUUCAUAAAAAGGAUCAGUAUGGGAUCUUUGUGCGUUGGCUGAAGGUGAAUUUCACUCAGGUGUUCAUCGCCUGGAUUCACUUAAAAGCAUUGAGAGUUUUUGUGGAAUCAGUACUCAGGUAUGGACUACCUGUGAACUAUCAGGCUUUACUCCUGGAAACGGACAGGAAGCGUUCAAAGAAGCUGAAGGAGGAACUUUCCUCACUGUUUGUACAUUUGGACCCCACUGCCAGCAUGAAGGAGAUGAGCUGUGACAUCCCAGGGCUCUGCCAGCAGGAGUACUCCUCCUACAUCUGCUUCCACAUCGGCACCAACAUGCUGGAGAUUAGCGAGCCGUCAACAACAUGACCCGGCAGACAAGCAGCACUUUAUCGACCUCAGGCAGUCAGGGCCUGAAAGGCAGCAUUAUUAUAAAAAGCUACCUGUCUCAGAACAACAUCUUGCACAUAAUAAUGAGCUGUGUACAUAAAAACCUCAUCUUUUUUGGAGGAAAGAAGUGUAAAUAUUAUCUUCAGGGAACGGAUGUCACAUUCUUGUCACAAGAAUUCUUAACUUUGUAAAUAACUGAAUGUUUUCUAGGAAUCUGAAGCUUCCAAUUGGCACCUCGGGCAAAGUUGUUUAAAAAGCCUUGAAAUGAAAUUAAGCUUUUUAUUGCAGUUGCGUAUACUUACACUGAAAAAUAAAAAAAAAUACUUCACACUUUAAUUUGAGAAGAAUUUUGUUCACUGGGUUCAAAAAGUUCCUUGUUAAAAUCUUGUUUUUUAUACACUAUUGGUUCCACUAUUACUGUCACCCUGCUCCUCAUGCUUUGAACAACCCCAUUUUACCAAUAGCACAGCCCUUAGGAUUGGCCCUCAGUAUCACAACCCUCCACUGUACUUAACAGUGAACAUAAAAUUCUUUCCCACACAUUCAACUUUUGUUUUAAGCCACAUCCUAGUGUCGUUUUUGUUCUCACUCAGCCUUAGUCUCAUCUGGCCAAAGCUUGUUGUUCCCUCUAGACCUCUUAUGGGUGCAUCAAACUGCCCUCUGUUAUGUUUGUGAUGGUAGAGAAAAGCCUUGUUACUAUAGCAUCAAAACCUAACAACUGGCUGACAUUGUAGCUGUGAAAGACAUUGAUCAUUACAUUCAAUUCAGUAUGUUACUUUUAGAUUUAAAUUAUCAAAGAGAUUUGAAAAUCACAUGUCACUUUCCUUCCUCUUCACUAUUAUGCACAGCUUUGGGUUUAUCAAUCACAUAAAACCCAAGUGAGGAGGUUGUGCUCUCAUGUUGAUAAGGUCCAAGGGAUUUUAACAUUUUUGCAAGACGCAGUAAAGUUAUAAACCUAAAAUGUAUUAAAAUAAAUUUGUUUAGAAAUUAUUGCUGUACAGUUCCCAGUCACCAGAGAGCAGUCUCUCUGUUGUAAAGCAACCAGUUUCUCUAAUAUCUGGUCCAUCUCUGUGUUAAAACGCAAACUAUAAUCCCUGAUAAAAAAACAAAAACAAAAAAAAAACGUUUUGACUUAUUCUUCCUUCCUGUUGAGGAGAAUAUGGCAUAUUUUCUCCUGAGAGACUUAAAGAUGCACAGCAUGACUCCGAUCACAACAUGGCUCUGAUGAACCAGUGCAUAAAAUAUGCAACAGUUUAAUGCGUUUUAAAUGGAAACAGCGCGGUUGGGUUCCUUGGCGUCUGACUACAAUCAGAUUGU
This is a messenger RNA of Xiphophorus hellerii (green swordtail), 2628 nucleotides long. RefSeq names its product ATPase H+ transporting V1 subunit C2 (gene atp6v1c2). Gene Ontology annotation, cellular component: lysosomal membrane; vacuolar proton-transporting V-type ATPase, V1 domain. Gene Ontology annotation, biological process: proton transmembrane transport. The transcript has 13 exons. Gene Ontology annotation, molecular function: proton-transporting ATPase activity, rotational mechanism. The record is from RefSeq and is a predicted model, not a curated record. NCBI's taxonomy places the organism in Eukaryota, Metazoa, Chordata, Actinopteri, Cyprinodontiformes, Poeciliidae. The coding region runs from base 82 to 1290 and encodes 402 amino acids.